AUGACCCAAACGAUCCGAUCGGUCUACCUGGUGUUGUGCUGCCUAUCCGCGGGCGGCGGCGACGGUGCGCGAGAGGUCGCCGUCGAAUCCCUCGUUUCCAGCACCGUCGACGGACUGCCUGAACCGCUUCCACCGAGCGCCAACGCCAGCCCGCUGAUGCUGCCGACACAUCACUACGUCACCAUAGCCCCUAGCGUCGAGCCUUACCGACACUUAACUGCUCCAAUAGCACACGAGGAUUGGAGCAGCCAAGUAGUCUAA
Molecule: messenger RNA, 261 nt
Organism: Leptosia nina
Lineage: Eukaryota; Metazoa; Arthropoda; Insecta; Lepidoptera; Pieridae
Source: the annotation of a GenBank genome assembly